AUGACCAUGGCUGCCUCUGUUACAUCACUGCUGCCAGCGUCCGUAAUCCCUGCGCGCGAUGCUAGCUCAUUCCACGGAGAAUCGUCUAAACGAUCCCUCCUUAAACCUUUACUCGGUCGUCAUGCUGAUCUUGCCGCCUUGCGCGGGAAUCCGGGCAUCAGGAAUCGGACGAAACUCGCUUCACCUUACGGCCGCGAUUCCGUGCAACCACACGAUGAACGGACUUUCCGCGUGCGCGCAGCAGCCACUGCGGGCAGCGCAGCGGCAGAUUCAGCGGAGGCCGAGAGCACAGUGGCGGAAGACAUGAAGCAGCGGAGAGGCCUCCGCGGCAAAACCGAGGCUGACGUCAUCGUCAUCGGUUCCGGAAUCGGCGGGCUCUGCUGCGGCAGCCUCCUCGCGCGCUACGGCCGCGACACGCUCGUGCUCGAAAGCCACUACCUCCCGGGCGGCGCGGCGCACGGAUUCACGCGAAACGGCUUCUCGUUCGACACGGGCCCAUCGCUGUUCUCAGGAUUGUCGUCGCGCGGCCCGCAGGCGAACCCGCUCGCGCAGGUUCUCGACGCGCUGGGGGAGACCGUGCCGUGCGCGGCGUACGACAGCUGGAUGUGCUACCUGCCUGAAGGCGACUUCCUCUCCCGCAUCGGCCGUCUCACUUCAUUGAGGUGUAUGGGUGUGCGGGUGUGUAGGUAUGAGGGUCCCCAGCGAGUCCCUGUGCGCGACUGGCGCAAGCUCAUGGCAGUGGUGGAGCCUCUAGCCGGGCCCUCCAUGGCCCUUCCCCCAGCCGCUCUCCGUGCUGACCCUGCUGUGCUGCUCACCGCAGGGCUGAGGUACGGGCCGAGCUGCUCCGCACGUUCGGCAACGCUGGGCCUGCAGGUGAGGCAAUGGGGGAACUGUGGUGUUUCUCUCUCGUCUGAUGGUCCGUUCUCCUCGCUAGCCAACUCAGUGGGAGUGAAGCACCCCUUUGUGCGCAACUGGAUCGACCUGCUCUCCUUCCUGCUGUCGGGACAGAAGGCCGACGCCACCAUUGCGGCUGAAGUGGUGUACAUGUUUGCAGAGUGGUACAAGCCAGGGAGCGUCAUGGAGUACCCUCUCGGCGGCCCAGAGGCGAUUAUUGAGGCGCUUAUAAGGGGGAUGGAGAAGCACGGCGGGCAGCUCUCCCUGAACUGCCACGUGGACAGCAUAGUGGUGGAGGGCGGCCGGGCAGUCGGCGUAAAACUUAAAUCCGGGCAGGUUGUUCGCGCCCGAACAGCCGUGGUGAGUAAUGCAUCGGUGUGGGAUACCAUGCGACUGCUGCCACCCGGGAGUGUACCUGCGGAGUAUCGGAAAGAGAGGGAGGCUACACCUGAGUGUGAUUCAUUCAUGCACCUGCAUCUCGGAAUCAAGAAGGAGAAUCUUCCUGCUGACCUGGAAAUCCAUCACAUCGUGGUCAAUGAUUGGUCGGUCGGUGUCGAUGCGCCUCAAAACGUGGUCCUCAUCUCCAUCCCGACGGUUCUCGAUGCGUCACUGUCGCCACCUGGCACCGUCUCAUUGCACGCGUACACUCCGGGGACCGAGCCCGCUUCCCUGUGGCAAGGCCUGGAUAGGCGAUCGGCUGAAUACAAGAAGCUGAAGGAGGAGAGGGCUGAGCUGGACGGCGCGGCGGACGUGAGCGCACAACAGGCGGCGCGGGGGCGGGACAUUCAGGGCAUCCCGUGGGAGCGGCUGCACUUCACGCGCGCAAAGUACCGCGCCAUGCGCCUGCAGCAGUACAAGAACUACAAGAACCUCGACGUCCCAUUGGACGCUGUCGAUAAGCAGUACAAGAACUACAAGAACCUCGACGUCCCAUUGGACGCUGUCGAUAAGGAAGUGAAGCAGGUCAGCACAGACGCGGAGUUCUUCAGUUUCGCCUACAACACGCGCGCCGUCAAGUCCACCAUCGUGCACUUCCAGGUACGCCCCCCCAGAUACGCCCGCCCAGGUGCGCCCGUCCAGAUACGCCCGCCCAGGUGCGCCCGUCCAGAUACGGCCGUCCAGGUGCGCCCGUCUAGAUACGCCCGUCCAGGUGCGCCCGUCCAGGUACGCCCGCCCAAGUACGCCCGUCCAGAUACGCCCGUCCAGCUGCGCAACCUAGUGUGGGCGACGUCGAAGCAUGACGUGUACACGAUGCACGGCCACACCAUCGGCCACUACUCCGCGCUCUCCCACCGCUCCGUUGACUUCCUUGACCUCAGCGGACCCGUCGUGCCCAUCUCCCAUCUACAGCGCGCCCCCUGGCUGGGGGACGGGCGGAGUAGCCACUGGCGCGGGGGGAGCAGCAGGGCCUGGGAGAGGGAUGGAGGGGGAGGGGCGGCGGCAGGGGGGAAUGGGGCAGGAAUGGCGGAUGAUGGGACAUGGGAACCAGUGGGUCGGGUGCAGGUGAGCACGCUGUGUGUGCGCAACGGGCUGGUGGCAGCGGGGGGCUUCAACGGCGAGAUGGUGUGCAAGCGGCUUGACAGCGGCGCAGAGGGCGGCGUGUCGUAUGCUGGGCGGAUAACACGCGAUGAGAGCGCCAUCACCAAUGCCGUAGAGAUCUUUGAAUCCGCCAGUGCGAGUGUUGACGCCAACAACGACUGUCUCGUGACGGGAGUCACACGCAUCCUCCACUUCUUAAACCCCCCCAUCCCACCCCCUUCCCCUUGUGCCCCUGUCCUCGCCCACCCACCAGCGGAGCAGUGCGAGUGCUAA
Closterium sp. NIES-65 is the source of this 2706-nucleotide messenger RNA. The record is from the annotation of a GenBank genome assembly. NCBI's taxonomy places the organism in Eukaryota, Viridiplantae, Streptophyta, Zygnematophyceae, Desmidiales, Closteriaceae.